Molecule: messenger RNA, 1722 nt
Organism: Thalassophryne amazonica
Lineage: Eukaryota; Metazoa; Chordata; Actinopteri; Batrachoidiformes; Batrachoididae
Gene: trib3
Product: tribbles pseudokinase 3
Exons: 4
Coding region: 362-1408 (348 amino acids)
Biological process (GO): protein phosphorylation; positive regulation of proteasomal ubiquitin-dependent protein catabolic process; regulation of MAP kinase activity
Cellular component (GO): nucleus
Molecular function (GO): mitogen-activated protein kinase kinase binding; protein kinase activity; ATP binding
Source: RefSeq, a predicted model, not a curated record
UCGAAGAUGACGACACCCCCAGCGGAAACCUCGUAACACAGAAUAAGAGCGUCGAGCCGAGACAAAGUUCUGGAAACGGUUCCAACAGAGCAGCAGGGGCACACCGGUGCUGGUCCACAUUCGCACACGGACUUCGAGACUUUGAUUCUUUAGCGGCCCUGUUCUGAAUUUUUUUUUUAACCGACAGACGCGGCGUUUUUUUUUUUUUGUCAAAGUGAAACUAACGGCUCGUUACGCAACAGCCCGACCCGGUUCAGAUCUCUCAGAACCCCUUCAUCUACUCCAGAACCACGUGGGGAAGUUUCCAGACAGCCACAGUUGGAGUUCUGCUCAGGUUCGACUGGAUCUAUCGGAACCGAAGAUGAGCGUGUGCCUGAAGAGGCUUCUGGAUGAACCUCAGGACCACUUCCUGAAAUGUAAAAACGCUCGCCUAGCUCCGCCCCCUCCAGACACAGCACGCCUGCCUUCCUGCAGGCCCAGAAGCCCUGCCUCUAAGCCCAGCCACAGCCAGUCCUUAUCCAGAGUUGGGUCAUACCUCCUUGUUGAACCUUGCGAGGGGGUGGAGACUUACCGGGCAGUUCACGUGCACACAAAACAACAGUACACGUGCAAGGUGCUCCCUGUGCUCGCCUACCAGGAGGAGCUCGCCGCCUACGUCCGGCUCGGUCGCCAUGAGAACAUCUGCAGCCCGCUGGACGCAGUAACGGGACGGGACAGUGUGCACGUCUUCCUGCAGGGUCACCACGGGGACAUGCACACGUACGUGCGCAGUAAGAAGCGCCUGGGUGAGGAGGAGGCGGGUCACCUGUUCAUGCAGAUGCUGACCGCCGUGACUCACUGCCACCAUAACGGUGUCAUCCUGAGAGACGUGAAGCUGCGAAAGUUUGUCUUCACCGACCAAAACAAAACCCGACUCGCCCUGCUCGGAUUUGAUGACUCUGUCCUACUGCACGGUAACCAUGACGAUGACUCCCUGAUGGACAGGCAUGGCUGCCCCGCCUAUGUCAGCCCCGAGCUCCUGUCCAACACAAAGACGUCUUACUCAGGCCGCGCCGCCGACAUCUGGAGCCUGGGCGUGUCCCUGUACACGAUGCUGGUCGGACGUUACCCGUUCCAAGACGCGCAGCCCUCCGCCCUGUUCGCCAAGAUUCGGAAAGGUGCGUUCAGCCUUCCUGAUGGGCUGUCGGCGCAGGCCAAGUGUCUGCUUGGCUGCAUGCUGAGGAAGGUGCCUGCUGAGAGACUGGAAGCACACGAGCUGCUGAUGCACCCAUGGCUGACCAACUGCUGCAGGACGUGUCACAGUGACAAAACGCCACAUCGCAACUCACACGCCACACCGCACAGCAUGAAACACAGUGAGGACCAGGUGGUGCCCACAUGGACAGACGAACAGACACACAGGUCCUGAUGAAGAUGUAAACCGGCCGUCUCCUCAAACCCGUAAACCACCAGAGCUGCGGAAACGGACGCUCUGCCCCCCCCCCCGGAUUUUAUUUUGAAACACUUAGAACUGUUCUGAGUCUAGUUCCUGAACUUCUUUCAGACUGUAGGUCUUUAAACAGUAUUUGGUUUUAAAUGUGGACUUUACUUUGAACUGUAUUUUUUUUUUUCUUUUUGAUUAUUUGAGGUAGGCGGAGCAAAGUUAGCACUGUGAUUAACAUGUUUAAAAAAACACUAAACAAAAUUUUAAUUUGUUUUGAUGUUUAAUAAAAUGUACUAAAA